AUGAAUACCUCCAUGAGCGACGACGAGUUCGACAAUCUCCUCACCGACGAUAAUCUUAACAAAAAGAAUGCGAAAAGUUACCUCCAAAAAUUACCCCAUGUCGCUUUUCCGAAAUGGCACCCGAAGUCCUGGAAAUCUCACGACAUAUUCCUCCUUCACCCAUCUUUUCAACUAGCAUGUCUAGUUGCCAAUGUAGUUGGUCUCUCCAUCAUAGCUUUCAGUUUCACCUUCCUCUUUCCGAAUUUGAAGAACCAAGGUCAACAUUGUGUCCUUGCAACCGACAAAUUAUUAGGGGAAGACAUUGGUUGGAAUACCAUACUCUGGGAAGACCAACCCGAUUUCGUUAAUUCCGAUCCUGAUGGGCUUGACCACUCGCAGCACUCAAAAUGGAGUGACAUAUAUCCCAGUUCCUGGAUUUGGGUGCCGCAGCCCUCAAAUCAUGGAUAUGGUGGUGGUGUGAAAUUAAUUGAUCAUGCUGUUCAUCCCGAAGAGUUCGAAGAUACCACCGAGGGCUUCUCAGUUAGCGUUAUGCAUCAGGUACACUGCGUGGCAGAACUUAAACGCGCCCUGAUCCAAUAUCGUAAGGAUGGCGUGACUCAAAUCGCAGACGAGCACUUGGAUCAUUGUACAGAAUACUUACGCCAGGCCGUGAUUUGCCACGCAGAUCUAACACUUGAACGACCGGAGAAUAUGACCUUUCCGCAAGGUUCUACUGGCUGGGGUGAUAUGCAUCGUUGUCGGGACUGGGAUGCUGUCUUGAAGACAAUUCAGGAUCACUCGAUUGGAUGGGUGGAUAACGAAAGAGAAAGAGGAUGGAAGAAAAGAAAUUUUGUAGACGGUGAGUUACAGCAUUAA
This is a messenger RNA of Glarea lozoyensis ATCC 20868, 855 nucleotides long. RefSeq lists its product as uncharacterized. The record is from RefSeq and is a predicted model, not a curated record. The coding region runs from base 1 to 855 and encodes 284 amino acids. Gene Ontology annotation, biological process: mycotoxin biosynthetic process. The transcript has 4 exons. NCBI's taxonomy places the organism in Eukaryota, Fungi, Ascomycota, Leotiomycetes, Helotiales, Helotiaceae.